Messenger RNA from Odocoileus virginianus texanus, 557 nucleotides. The record is from RefSeq and is a predicted model, not a curated record. NCBI's taxonomy places the organism in Eukaryota, Metazoa, Chordata, Mammalia, Artiodactyla, Cervidae.
CUGGGAGGGGCAUAUAUGGACAGAUCGGGAAGACUGGUGGAGCAUUGGGAGCACCAAUAUGGAGACGGAGACCUGGAAAUCACAAACGCCUACCACUUCUAUAGAACAGCAGACUUCAAACACCAAAGCAGGGAAGAAGAGGAUGCCCUCUGAGUAUAGGCCUGGAGGCAGUGUGAAGAAGGCCAACAGAAUCAUGCAAGUGAAAAGAUGCCGUCAAGGGAAUGUGAGCAGAAGACGCUUUCUGAAAACUCUCAUUCCUUCAGUUAAAUCCAAGAAAGCUAGAGAGCCAGCACUAACCAACUGCCAUCCCAGGAUGAAUGAGACACGGACUGAAAACCAAACUGAACCAAAGGAAAAUAAGAGACUGUGAAGAAACCCACAAUUUCCAAUGAUGACCAGGGCAAGCAGAAUUUGGGAGUGGUGGCGGAGACCACAGAAAUCCCUGCAGAAUCUUUAAAGUCUAGCUCGUGAGAAAUGGCUAGUUACUUAGAGACCAAACUAAGCAUCAAUAUAGUACACUCAUGGUUAUGAGAUAAAUAAAAACCUGUUGUUGAAAA